Messenger RNA from Adineta ricciae, 2031 nucleotides. The record is from the annotation of a GenBank genome assembly. Lineage: Eukaryota; Metazoa; Rotifera; Eurotatoria; Adinetida; Adinetidae.
AUGCUGCAAUUUGAAGACGUUUCGAACGAUUUAAUUCUGUGUGUUUGGGAUCAUUUAGUGGCUGCUGAUGUUAUAUAUAGUUUCUCCAAUCUUAACAGUCGUAUCAACUCGUUGUUAUCAGAAUUUUGUGGACUCUUCAAUCAGUUGGAUCUGCGUUAUUGUUCUUUACCAGCGUGUCGUUUCUUUUGUCGUCAAGUAACAAGUGUGAUUGAAUGGCGUCUCAACCUCACUGUUCUUAAAUUAGGCAAUCGUUAUCGAUGUUCUCAAACAGAUAUGUUAGCUGAGGAGAUAAUCAAAUCAUUUGUCGCAAAUCAUUUUGCAAAGAUAGAAAAACCAUAUGAUAACGUAUCGGAAGAUAUUUUUCGAAGCUUAAUAACAAAUGGCACGAACAUACCACCGAUAUUUCCUCGAUUGAUUUCUUUGGUUGUUUACCAGCCAGUACCUAUUAGUGAAGUUUAUCGAGACGUUCUAUUAUUUUCUGUAGCUAAUGGAUCAUUAUUGCGUAGUUUCACUUGGAAUUCAUGUGCUAGUCAAACUUAUCAUUCAAGCGCUUUUUUCGAUUGGCUCUUUCGAUAUUCGACUAAUCUUGUUAAUUACAAACUACAAACCGCACCAGAUACAAACGGUUUUGAGCUCAAAUAUGAUCAUGCAACUCUUAAUACUUAUAUUCCUCAUUCUUCUCUCAUCAACUUAACGAUUCACAUUCUUAACUUAUCUACACUUCAUAUACUUCUUCACUAUCUUCCUCAACUUGAGCAUUUAGAUGUGCAUGUAAGUAGUAUGUCUCAUUCAAACAAUAAUGAAGAUCAAAAAUUGAAUUAUCCAAAAAAUCUUCGCGUAAUGAAUUUGAGGUACUUUUCGAUUGAAGGACAAGACUGUAGUUGUCUUGAGCGAUUAGUCGAUAAAUUUAGCGAAACGUUAGAGAAAUUCUCUUUAUUUUUAAUUCAUUAUUGUCGUGGCGACAUUGACAUGUGUUUCAAUGGUUGUCGCCUAGCCACUCUUUGCAAGAAGCUAUCUCGUUUGCAAUCAAUUCAUUUUGCUAUUCAUAUUCCACUUAUGGAAAGAGCAACUCAUCAGAUCUUAUGUGGUUUCAUUCAAGCGUUUCGCACACCUUUUUGGCUCGAUGGACCAUUAGGCUGCAUACAAGUGUGCGUCAACUAUCAUCAAAUAAAUCGGUGCGUGCAAAUGUGUUCUCUUCCAUAUACAUUCACCGGCAGUACUCUAUUUCAUACGAUUGACCUCAUUGACGCAUUGUUUAACAACAUUGAAGAAGAAAAGCAAAUACAAACUGAUUUGUCUACAACACUUGCAUCUCUAUGGCGUGAGACAAAAUGGUUGUUUAUCUCGUUUACUGAGAAUCAAAAGAUACCAAUUUCUUUUCUUCGCGCACUUCACUGUCCAUACAGUAGAGUUUUGGUAAUAUCAUGUGAAAGAGGAAUAUUGCCAGACAAAAUAGACGACCAGCUACAACUGACACAUUUCAGUACAUUACAAUUAAACAGUUCGUUUGAUUUCGACAAUACUUAUGAUUUUGCACAAUCAAUUGCUUGGUUUCGUUUAUUACCAAAGGUAAAGUGUCUUUAUGUUAAUUCAACUGAACUAAAGCACUGGUUGACAAUUGAUCAUAACAAACAGCAGCUUCUCAAUACAUUUCUUAGACAACUUGAUCGACUGUAUAUAAACUGCUCGCCGCUUAUCAACAUAAAUCAGAAUGAAGAAAUUAUGUUACCACUUCUUUCUUUUAUUAUCAAUGCACAAUGUUUUCCCAAUUUGAAGUAUUUACGUUUUGUUAGAUGCAAAUAUAUCUCAUCAUCGUGGAUCAAUAUUAAUCAAUGGAUUGAAUUUAUUUUCCUUCAUAUUAAUGAACACCAACUUAAAUGUUUACGUUUUGAUUUUAUUGAAAAAGAAAAAGAGCUACCUGAUGUGAAAACCACUGAUGAACUUAUCAAAACGACUGAGUUUUUAUGUACUAUUAAUAUUCAACGAUUUGUAUCAGAGAAUCAUAUUUCAUAUUGGAUAGAACGAAAAUAG